GGUUCUUCCUCUCUCUCACUUCAGGAGGGGGGAGAGGAGAGCAGUUUAGUUUAGACAGGCGGACGGACGGACAGCCACGAGACACAUAAUGGCAAAUAUAUAAAAUAAACUUUUUGAAGCUCUGACUGACAUACUACCACUGUUUGUUUCUUAAGAAGGGGAUGAAUCUCCUUUCACUUGAAGUUGUUUGCACCACAACCGUUUUUUUUGAGGAGGCGGCGAGGCGCGGCGGCGGAUGGGAACACAGAGCAGCAGCAGCGCCAAACUCACAAUGCGCCGGAGUGAACAGAGGCAGCAGGGAGACAAUACAGAUCCGCGGGUCCACUGAGGAGCUGCAAUCUCUCAUCUGUGCUUCCUUUUUCUCUUCGAAGCCUACCCGAGAGUGGCAUUCCCACCGUUAAAGGCUAUUUUUUUUGUUGGACUGAUUGAGACUAAAUUGACUUCGCUACGAGGGGGCAAGCGGUUUGAUCUCCAAACUCAGCCAUGACGUCUCCGGCGAAAUUCCGAAAGGAAAAGGAGAUAGUGGCCGAAUAUGACACUCAAGUUAAAGAGAUCCGCGCCCAGCUGGUGGAGCAGCUCAAGUGUCUGGAUCAGCAGUGUGAGCUGAGGGUGCAGCUGCUGCAGGACCUGCAGGACUUCUUCAGGAAGAAGGCUGAGAUCGAGGUGGACUACAGCCGCAACCUGGAGAAGCUGGCCGAGCGGUUCCUCACCAAGACCCGCAGCACCAAGGACCAUCUACUCAAGAAGGAGCACAGCAUCUUAUCCCCUGUGAACUGCUGGAACCUGCUGCUGCUUCAGGUGAAGAGGGAGAGCCGCGACCACGCCACUCUGUCCGACCUCUACCUCAACAACAUCAUCCCCCGCUUCGCUCAGAUCAGCGAGGACUCAGGACGCCUCUUUAAGAAGAGCAAAGAGGUUGGCGUACAGCUGCAAGAGGACCUGAUGAAAGUUCUUAAUGAGCUUUACACGGUGAUGAAGACGUACCACAUGUACAACACUGACAGCAUGAAUGCAGAGUCUAAGCUCAAGGAUGCAGAGAAGCAGGAGGAGAAGCAGAUGGGACGCUCCGACCGACAGACACCGCGCUCCCCCGACACCUUGUCCAGCAUCAAGACAGACGAGAAGCCCGUCAGGCGCUCCAGUGUCAAGAAAAUCGAGAAAAUGAAGGAGAAGAGGCAAGCUAAGUACACAGAGAACAAGCUGAAGGCCAUCAAGGCAAGGAAUGAGUACCUGCUAGCUCUCGAGGCCACCAACAGCUGUGUCUUCAAAUAUUACAUCCACGACCUCUCCGACAUCAUUGACUGCUGUGACCUGGGCUACCAUGCCAGCCUGCACCGAGCCCUGAGGACGUACCUGUCUGCAGAACAGAACGUAGAGACGUCCAAACACUCUGGCAUGGAGACACUGGAGGGGGCUGCAGAGAGUCUGGAGGCCAACGGGGACAAACAGAAACUGAUGGAGACCUACAACAACGUCUUCUGCCCCCCCGCUCGCUUCGACUUCCAGUCCCACAUGGGAGACACGAGGGGAGUGGUGUGUGCCCAGCAGCCUCUGGAAAGCGAGCUGCUCCAGAGGUGUCAGCAGCUGCAGUCCCGCCUCUCCACACUCAAGAUUGAGAAUGAAGAGGUGAAGAAAACCAUGGAGGCUACUCUGUCCACCAUCCAAGACAUGGUGACAGUGGAGGACUACGAUGUCUCCGAGUGCUUCCACCACAGCAACAGCAUGGAGUCGGUCAAAUCCACCUUCAGCGAAUCAUAUCUCAGCAAGCCCAGUCUGGCCAAGCGACGGGCCAAUCAGCAGGAGACGGAGCAGUUUUACUUCACAAAGCUGAAGGAGUUUCUGGAAGGCAGGAGCCUGAUCACCAAGCUGGAGGCCAAGCAUGACCUCAUCGACAAGACCAUGGGAGAGAGUCAGAAGAGUGACUGUUGCCUUGCCAGCGGACGGAGAAACUCGGCGCUACGGAAGCAGGAGUCUGGGGAAGUCAUUCCUCUGAUGGUGGAGAGCUGCAUCCGCUUCAUCAGUCGCCAUGGUCUGCAGCAUGAGGGCAUCUUCAGAGUGUCGGGCUCUCAGGUGGAAGUCAAUGACAUCAAGAAUGCGUUUGAGAGAGGUGAGGACCCGCUGGCAGGGGACCAGAAUGACCACGACAUGGACUCCAUCGCUGGCGUCCUAAAGCUCUACUUCAGAGGACUGGACCAUGCCCUCUUCCCCAAGGAAGUCUUCCAUGACAUCAUAUCCUGUGUCGCGAUGGAGAGCCUCCAGGAGCGAGCAAUCCACGUUAAGAAAGUUCUGAAAUCUCUGCCGAACAAAACCCUCAUCAUCAUGAGAUACCUGUUCGCCUUCCUCAACCACCUGUCUCAGUACAGCGAUGAAAACAUGAUGGACCCAUACAACCUGGCCAUCUGCUUCGGCCCCACCCUGAUGUCCGUCCCCGAGGGCAACGACCAGGUCUCCUGCCAAGCUCACGUUAACGAGCUCAUCAAAACUAUCAUCAUCCACCACGACACCAUCUUCCCCGGGCCACAGGAAGUGCAGGGCGCCAUCUACAUCGUCCCUGGAGCUGGAGAUGACUUCUGUGAUAGUCCACACUGUGAGCCCCCCCUUGUGGAAGAGCCUGCGCCUGAAACCGUCUCUGUCAGCCGCAACAGCGAGGAUGGCUCCUUGGCCGUUUCAGAGUCGGACGCCUUCGAAGCCAUCGCUCGGUUUGACUACUCCGGCCGGACUAGUCGGGAGUUGUCGUUCAAGAAGGGCGCAUCUCUGCUUCUCUACCAGCGGGCCUCUGACGACUGGUGGGAGGGGCGGCAUAACGGCGUGGUGGGCCUGGUGCCGCAUCAGUACAUCGUGGUGCAAGACAUGCCUGACGGGGGCAGGGGAAGUCCAAAGCCUGAUAUGGACAGCAAGGAGCUGCUGGAGGAGAGAGUUUCCACCAGGGUCAGCGCUGCCUCUCCUACUGGAGCUCAUGUGGCCGACAUCUACCUGGCCAACCUCAACAAGUUGAGGAAACGUCCGGAGUCCGGCAGCAUCCGUCGAUCGUUCCGCGGCUCAGAGAGCGAAAGUCCAGGAAGUCCAGUAAGUCCAGGACCCAGCGGAGGGGGAGGAGGAGGGGUGAGAACCGCUUCCCUCCCUGUUGGUGGGGCUCUGGUGAAAGAGAGCGGAGACAAACGACCUGUCAGCGCUCACAGCAUCCUCAACUCAGUCACUCGCCACUCCUCUCUCAAGACCAAGGUGGAGAGUCCACAGCUACGCAAGACAUCUUCAGCAGGCCGCUCCAAAAGCUUCAGCAACCACAGACCGCUGGACCCUGAGGUGUUCUCCCAGGUGGAGCACAGCUCACAGGACAUUGAGGCUACGAUGACCUCUGCGCUGAGUGAGCUCAGUAAAUUGGAGAGGCAGAGCACAUCGAAACACACACACACCCCGGACGUGGUGCUGGACACACUGGAGCAGCUGAAAGGUGUGUGUGGAGGAGGAGGAGGGGGAGGAGGAGCCUCGGAGCCCUCCAGUCCUCUCCACUCCCGUCUGCUACGGGACAGCGAGGGGGCUUCCUCACAUGCACACCCGCUUCAGCGCAGCGCCUCCUCGGCCAGCGACGUGCCCUCCUCCUUCCGCCCGGCCAAGAGCCAGCCGCGGAGCCCCCUGCCCUCCGCCACCUCCCCCUCUCUCUCCUCUUCCUCCCUCUCCUCAUCUGUACCUUCCUUCAGAGAGCUGCGCCCCCCAGCAACGAGGCCCAAGCCGGUGGUGUUCCCAAAGAAUGGGAGCGGCAGUCCAGCCAUGGGUUCCCCGACCUCCACUGUGCCCCCUACUCCUCCUCCUCCACUUACAAGCCACUCGCUCCCUCACACCCCUCCUCCUCCGCCCUCACCCCAGUCUAAUGACAAACCCUGCCCGGUUUAGGACUUCCCAAUCUGACCCACGAUAAUGAUUCUCACAAACUCUUAGAUUUCUUACAGCUCUUCUACAAGCAGAUGCAGAAAGCACUUCAUUUGAUUGACACAAGACCUAACCCACUACUCAUGUGUAGCAUGCACUUCCUGGUGUCCAGGCGAGUUUCUAAGACGCCUUGUUCCCUUUGGUCAAGAGUUUUUUCAGCCCUUUCCUGGCAGCUCUGCUUAUUGCAGUUCAACUAUCAGAGGGUGUUAAUACGAGAGAGAAAAAAAUACACUUCUGUUUCUUUUGCCAUCGCAGAGAUCCCAGGCAUCACUGGAUUUAAAACAUUAUUCACAAGGGAACAGGACUCAGGACGGACACCUACAGAUUACAUACACUAGUUUGUGAUGUUUGAAAAUUGUGUUUGAGUGGGCGUGCAGGAGUGUUACUUGCCUUUACACACAGAUCAAGUGAGGAACAAAAAGCACUGUUUGAUUUUUGUAUAGUAGACAUUUUUUUCUUUUCAUUUUAUUGACCCAUGACUAGCGGACUGGAAGGGAACGUUUGAUUCCCGAGAAUAGACUGUGAAAUGCUAAGCUCUUGCUCUGUGUAGAAAUCAAACACACUGACCUGCUGCUUCAGGAGUGGAAGACUGGAGAUGAAGGUGGUCUUUUGAGAUGAUGAAAGGAAAGAAAACUGGGCCAAAUAUCAGUGUAAGUCAUGUGAUCCAGGGCUUUAUUUGAUCUCUUCCUCAAGUGUUUGAUAUGUUGGUGAUUUCUUUUUUUUUCUUUUUUUAUUACUGUUCAGUACUCGUCACAACAGGAGCAGUGUUCUCCAAAGCCUAACAUGGCCACUAGUAAUUCUGAAUACACAUAUAGCAAUACAGAUGAUAAAAGCUGGUAGUUUGAGGCAUUACGCUGCUUCUCUCCUGCAGCUCUAUUAUGUGUGUAGGGGACCACUGAAACACAGCAUUUUUAUAGAUAAUGCUGGACUGUACACAUACACACACAUUCCCUCCAAAUGUGUGUGUGUUGGUGUUUUGUGGCAGCUAAAAAAAACGUUCAGGUUUUCCUUGCAUGCUGGGGCCAUAGAGGGCAGCCACUAUGGCGAGCUGGCAGCUUAUAUAUCUGCAGUACCAGCCACGGGACGACUUCAAACAAACACAGCUUGCUCCUUUAACUAUAUACUUAACAGUAAAAAGGGUUAUAUUAUUCUAAUGGUGUGUAUGUAUGUUUUAAUUAAUCUUGAUGAUAACUGGAAGCAUGGAGCUGAGGAUCCUCUUGAGUGUGUUUUGAGAUAGAAGCACAACCAACCACCUCAUCCAAUGGGCUCUUAAGCAAAAAUGUUUUGUUAUUACUUUUUGUUCCCAGUUGUUAAUUAAUGCUCAGAAUCUGUAAUGAAAAAAAAAAUGUUGAACUGUGUAUCUGUCUGGGUGUGUGCCUGUGUGAGCAUGCGUGGAUGUGUAUUAGUAUGUAUGCACCUCACCCCCCACCCCUUGCCUCACGCAUUACAUAUGGAUGCCUCCCAACAGCAUCUGUUUGAAAAUGCCUCUCCCAUAUUAUGGAGUACAAGCAGCCUUAGUUCUUACAAAAUAAUCACUAUGUACAUGUGUUUAGAGAAAAAUAUGUUGUCUUGCCUGGAAGAAUCAGGACAAGAACAUCAGAAUCCAAGAAUUAAAUCUUAAAUAAAUAAAUAUAUUAUCUGCUAAAAUGUACCCUUUGCCAAAUUAGAUCUGAUGAUGAAUUAAAGAAUACAUGAAUACUUUUGUAAACACUGACUUGGACAAAUGGCUAAACAUAAGACCUGUUUUUGAAACAGUAUUGAGCUCAUUUUACAGAGGCUUCCACAUAUUCUCCUCUAUCACGCCCGUUCCCCGUCUACCAGGUAAUGAAUUAUACUUGUUAAGGUUUAUUUUUUAUAUCUGUUUACUGUUCGUGUAAUACCUGGUGUAUUCGUGUUGCUCUUACCUCAUCAGAACAACUGGAGGGACUGUGACUGUGUGUUUGCCCUACCAGCACACACACUCACACAUACAGAUAUGCAUGUGGUUGGUUGGUUUGUUUUGUCCUGGCUGUGCCGUUACGGAGAGCUGGGACCCUCUUCGAUCUUAAAUCAAUCAUGGUGCACUUGAACAACUUGGCUUGCGUGUGGACUAACUGUGUGGGGAUGAUUUGUCAGAAUUGAAUAUUGUUAAAUAUGCAUUUUUGUGUCCAUUUGAAAACAGCAGAACUAAAAAAAUGACUAAUGUCAAAUCUAUUUAUAGUUGUCUCUGUAUUACUGGAGAAUCCUGUGUUCAGAUGUACUUUGUAUAUACAAUGUUGUACAUUACAGAGGUACACUCUUUUUUGGUACAAUAUUGUACAGUAAUAGCAAUAGUAGUUUAAUCAAAUAGGCCUUAUAUAAUUCUAUGUGUAGUUCUUGUAGUAGAUCUGUUUUUUAAUAAACAUUGCUUGCUAUAAAGAGCUUUGAAUUAUUUGAUGUCUGUAACAAUAAAGAAAACCUAUGACACGUUU
Gymnodraco acuticeps is the source of this 6377-nucleotide messenger RNA. RefSeq names its product SLIT-ROBO Rho GTPase activating protein 2 (gene srgap2). The transcript is spliced from 23 exons. NCBI's taxonomy places the organism in Eukaryota, Metazoa, Chordata, Actinopteri, Perciformes, Bathydraconidae. Gene Ontology annotation, molecular function: protein binding. Gene Ontology annotation, cellular component: cytoplasm. Gene Ontology annotation, biological process: signal transduction; negative regulation of cell migration. The coding region runs from base 484 to 3891 and encodes 1135 amino acids. The record is from RefSeq and is a predicted model, not a curated record.